Messenger RNA from Vicugna pacos (alpaca), 582 nucleotides. It is a transcript of the gene COX14, whose product is annotated as cytochrome c oxidase assembly factor COX14. Gene Ontology annotation, cellular component: mitochondrion. Gene Ontology annotation, biological process: mitochondrial respiratory chain complex IV assembly. The record is from RefSeq and is a predicted model, not a curated record. Lineage: Eukaryota; Metazoa; Chordata; Mammalia; Artiodactyla; Camelidae.
GGAGGGUGGAGGGAGAAAGGAAGACUUUCCGCACCAAUAGCGCCUCCGCAUUCACGGUUGUUCCUGGGCCGUUACCCUCGCUUGUCUGGUCUUGGGUACUGCUUCCGCCUGCGCCAAUAGGUCGUGUUGACUGGAGGCCUCGGCUGGACGGAAGGGAGCGGCAGCAUCCAGGGGACAACAUGCCAACUGCCAAGCAGCUAGCUGACAUUGGCUACAAGACCUUCUCCACCUCCAUGAUGCUCCUCACUGUGUAUGGGGGCUACCUCUGCAGUGUCCGAGCCUACCACUAUUUCCAGCGGCGCAGCUCCCAGCGCCAGGCUGCAGAAGAACAGAAGACCUCAAGAGCCCUGUAGAACUGGGGGGCUUUUUUUCCUUGAGCAGAGAGGCCUGAGGCAUGCUGUGGAAAGACCUCAUCUGCAAUCACUUCAAAGUCAAGAGAACUCGGGCCUUAAUGGUUUUCGAACUCUGCUGGGAAAAAGUGCCCAUGUUUUCUCUGGUACUACCAGUUUGGAGAGGCUAUCGAAUCGCAACAGGAUUGGGAGGGUGAGGCCCACCUACAGACAUUAAAUACUUUGCCAUGUC